Molecule: messenger RNA, 2951 nt
Organism: Bursaphelenchus okinawaensis
Lineage: Eukaryota; Metazoa; Nematoda; Chromadorea; Rhabditida; Aphelenchoididae
Source: the annotation of a GenBank genome assembly
AUGGCUUCAGAAGAGGUGAUCUUCACGGUAGAGAAGCUGGUCGGUGUUAAAGUUGUUAAAGGAAAACGAUUGUACGAAGUUAAAUGGAGCGGAUUUGAUAACAAAGACAACACAUGGGAACCAGAAGAGAGCUUUAUUGUAAGGAUAUUAGGGUUUGUAACAAAACAUUGUCCUCAUUUGAACAUGAUCUCUGUAUAUUAUACGUAAGACACUACAAACGGUACCAGAAGGACUAAUAGCUAACAUAAGAUUAGUUCCUUCCAAAUCAAAUCAAAUCUCAAUAUAAUAUACCAUAUUAUCCUUAAUAUCGCUCCUUUCCUUCCUUUCAACCUCAAGUUAUACCUAAUUACAGGAUCGAACUCCAGUCGAAAAGUUCGAACGAGGUCGAGCAGCAGCAGUUCUACGAAAACAACGUGCCAAUAAAAGUCGAUUCACCGAUGGACCGGUCAAAAAGAAGCCCAAGAAGUCCAAAGUGCCAAAGAAAUCUGAAAAAUUACCUAAAAUUCCAAAGAAAAAGGAAAAAGAUGUGAAAGUAGAGGUAAAAGCAGAAGAAACUCCAGAAAAUGUUGAGGAACUCCCAGAAGAAAAGGUUGAAAAAGCUCCUGAAGAGAAGGUUGAAGAUGCUCCAGAAGUUUCAAGCACAGGCCGGCUUAUCACAGUUUGUUUUUUAUCUUUUUCCUCUGUUUUUUGCCUGAUUUGGCAUUUUUUCCUUCGUUUUCCUCACGUUUUACAACUUUUUAGGUAUUAAUUUUACGAUUGCUGCACGUAAAGAUGUAAUUCGUAUCCGCACACAUUUUCGGCUCUAGAAAGAUAUUACCUGAUCAUUUUAUCAAGUUUUAAGCUCAGCUUUCGCUUGUUUUCACUGUCUUUCCUCAAGUUUAAUAUUGUACUUUCUCAAUAGCCGUUUUUAACCAUAGCUUUUACAAAAAUGGUCAAAAUUCGUAAAUUUCAGCCGUCACUAAAGAAUCGGCAACCUCCUGAACUCAAAAUGACACAGAAAACCAGGAAAAUGACGGUAAAAGAGGAGCCGAAGGAGGAAUCGUAUGUUGUGGAUGCUGCUAUUCCCAAUAGCCAAGAGAAGAGAAUAACUAGACGACUGAUCAAGGAAGCGAUGAGGCCAGAAGCCGAGAAGAGGCGGAAAGAGAUGAUUGUGAGUUUUAUUAGUGAUUUACAGGUUGAUUUUCCAUUUACUUUUAUAGUUAUGACCCAUUUUCUGGAAUAUUUUAAAUUUACGACAUAUUUUCUGGAAUUUUCCGGUUUACCACGAAAAUUUUAAUUAGAGAGGCGAAAAGUGCAAUUAUAAAGUGAAAUUAUUUGAAAAAUUAGUAGAAUAUCUCAUACCAGCCAUAGCUUUCCAUUAAUUGAUCAACAUCUUGCAGGAACUGAUGGCCAAACGGGUAACGGAGAUGGAACGACAAUAUGUCUACAAUUUCCCCAAAACGUGCUAUCUCGGGAAGGCUGUCAAACCCGAGGAUGUGGCCGACUUUAGCCCAACGGAUCUGAUAAUUUAUGAACGGGUUUGUGAACAACAAGAACAGCAGGAGCUGAAGAAGAAGGCCUUCGAACUGGAGAAGCAGCGACGAGAAGAGGCCAAGAAGAAGCAGCAAGAAAUCUGUCAGCAGCUGAUUCUGGGUCAUGAACAGAAGACGAAGGAGUACGUUCAGGAAAUUGUAAGUUUAGGCAAGAUACGCUGUGUUACGAAUAUAUUUAAAAUGGUUAUUAUCAAGUAAGAGCAAAGUUGACACAAAAAUUAAGGGAAAAACUUGACUCGAAAGAUAAAUGCUAAAAUUAUCUCAAAUCUGUAAAACGCCAAUAUAUACUACCAUUUAACGUUUACUAUGACGUUUUCUAUUAGAAAAAAAAGGAAAAUUCAUUAAAUUUACCUUAAAGUUGUGUUUCAUCUACUACAAUAUCAAAAAACCCAUUAUUAAUCUAUAUUGUUUUAGGUUGAACGAACUAGCCGAUCAUUUAAAAAGCUCAAAGAUGAAUACAUAUUUUCUAACCCUACCACUCAGUGCCUUGAAGUGAUGUUGGUAUUGAAUACAGAAGAAGGUGGAGCUGCUGUUCUAAAACUAAAGCAAGGUUUUUCGUGUUUAUUCGAAACUGUUCCAUUGGAAAUGGCAGCUGAGAAAGCUCCAACACUUUUGGGAGAGUACAUGAAAGACUUGGCUGAAAACAAAAAACGACGAGAAAUGUUGGAAAAGCUGAUGAAUGAGGUAGAUGGUGAAAAUAAUGGUGCUGAAGUUAGUUUCGAGGAAAGGUCGGUUGACAAAGAUGUGGAAGAGAAACUUGAAAAGAACCAGACGUCCAUGGAUGAUUCUCAAAGCUCAGUGGCUGAUGAGGAAGUCGUUGUUGAUAAGAGAUUGAGGCGAAAACGAGAGAAUUUACCAGUAAGGAUCAGAGGAAAGUUUGUGUCUGCCAAGAAGUUGGAGUACAUGAGGAAAAGAGAUGCCAAUCUAAAGUUGGCUCAGGCUACAAGCGGUCAGAAAACUUGUGAACAUGUAGCUGAAGCCAGCAAUCACCAACACAACACGGAAACUUCUGAAUUCUUUGAAGAAGAACAAGCUUCUUUGAAUGAUUCUACUUUUUAUGAAGGCAAUACCUCUCAAGACUAUGAUAACAUGACUUUGGAUGAAUCUAUGGCUUCGCAAGGCCCUUCGUCUAACCAUCUAGAUGACGAAGAAGAUAUGGAGCUGGAUGAAGUCAGGAACACUGCUGAAUCCAUGGAGAACGAUGAGAAUGCUCAAACUUCAGCUCAGAAUCAGAGUUUUCAUCGACGACUCGACGAACAGUUGGAUAAGAUGGUCGAGGAAGUCGACAAACUUGUUGAUCAGGCCGCGGAUAAAAGAGAAGAGGGUGAUGCGACGGCCGAUGUUGAUGAACUUCUGAAUAUCAAUGACAGCGGGAAUCAACUAUCACCGACCAAGGUCUCAGACGGGCAGAAUGAUUGA